GGAAUUUCUUGCGCUUUCAAGUGUGCCGGCUCUGUUGGCUCGGGGUCUGUCGUCGGAACCCCCGCGUUAACCUUUAGUCUUUAGAAUAGUUUGGAGAUUAAGAGUCACAGCGGAUUGCUAAAAGCUUCGGCAAAGUGGCUCGGCGGUCGGCACCAAGAAUGGCGAUGAUUGCGUUCCGUAGAGUGGUUUAUGAACCCUGACGAAUUCGGAAACAGUCAAUAGAUUCGACUCAAACCGCAUUGCUACAACGGCGAUGCUGUACUCUCCGCUGGUUCAGAGCACUGAUUCUAUUCGAAAAUAGUCAUUACCGACUAAGUAGACAUUGCGAGAAUGGCGAUGCCUUUCUGUAGGGUCGUUCCCGAGCCAUGGAGAGCCGCCGAUAACGGCGCCAGUAUAGGGAUUGCUGACCUUACGGUGACGGCGCUUGACGGAAAGUCAGAUUCGUUAAAAGACGCCCCGGAUUCGUUAAUAGACGACCGGGAUUCGUUAAAAGUCGACCGGGACUCGUUAAGAGGCGCCACAGGUUCGUUAAAAAACGACCGGCACGAGGGGGCAGCUAUCGCCGACGCAACCUGUGGGGUUCCCACGGCAGACGUUACAAUGGGAGAUUUUGUAACAAGGACGGAACGAGAAAUAGGUUCGGGAAGAAAGAACGUUGGAGAGGAAGCGAAGGAGGAAGGAAUUAGCGAAUUACGAGGUAUCCCUUCCGGUAACUUGGAAGAAAUCGAAUGUAACAGCUCCAGCAGUGAUGGUAACAGCAGCGAUAGUAACCGUGGUAACGACAGCAGCGACAUUCGCGAACAUCCCGGUAACUGCAGCACGAGUAGUCGUCGCGAGGACGCUAUCGGAAACGAUGCUGCAGACCCCGCAAUCUAUGCCAGUAGCGCUAAUAAUGACGUCGAUGUCGAUGUUAAGAGCGAGCGUGCUUCUAGCGAGUGUACUGCUAGCGAGACUCCUGCUAGUAGUGAGCCUGCUGCUAGCGAGUGUUCUGCUAGUGAAGCCGCCGUUCGGCUGAUGUCAGCAGCCGCGCUGGUAGAGGCGGGAGUGCAAGACGCGGAGGACGACUCGUGCAGCAUCUGCCUCGACGCUUUCACUGAAUCCGACCCCGCCACGCUGACAGUCUGCAACCACGAGUACCACUUUCAGUGCGUCUUAGAAUGGGCCCAGCGCAAGGAGGAGUGCCCCAUGUGCUGGCGUAAGCUGGCCUUGCAAGAUGAAACGUGCCAGGAGCUGCUGCUCGCGUGCUACAGGGAGAAAGAGGCCCAAGCAGCGGCAGAGCGGGAGGCAGCAGCAGCAGCAGCCGCAGCAUUGGCGGCAUCAGUGGUGGCAAUGCGGGGAGCAGCGCGGGGAGUGGCUGCCAGGGGCGUCUCUGUGAGGGGACCUCCUAGGAGAGGCGCUCUGCCCAUGUCUACUCCCUCUUCUAUUCCUGCUCCCGCCCGCCAUCGUCACCAACAGCGGCAGAGCAGCAGCACCCAGCCUUCCUCCUCCCAGUCCACAGCCACGUCCGGCUCCCCUGUCGACCGUUGGCUACCCUCCUCCCUCCUCUCCUCGCUCCGCCACUCCUCCUCCUCCUCCCCCUCCUCCUCUCGUGGGCUAUCCGGUGCGUCCCCCCGUUCGUUCGCCCUUUCCUUCAGCCCACGCAGACACCGCUCCUCCCCUUCCUCCUCCUCCUCGAGUAUUCCCACCGCCGCCACCACCACCACCACCACCACCAUCGUCACCACCACCUCCUCCUCCCUUUCUUCGUCCCUCACCUCCGCUUCUUCUUCCUCCUCAUCCUCCUCUGUGCCCGCCCCUUCAGCCUCGUCAUCCUCCACUGCUGCCUCUCUUGCUGCUGCUGCCACAACGUCGGAUGCCACCUCUGCUGCUGCUCCCUCGGCCUCCGCUGCUCCCUCUGCCUUUGCCUCUCCCUUUGCCUCUCCACCCAUCUCAUGCUAUCGCCCCGACCCCUCAGUACUAGCGGCAGAAGCGGCCUGCUCCCCUCCCACCUUCUCCCUUUCCCCCCUACGCCCUCGCCCGCCCUCCUCCCUGUCCUUCUACCCCCCUGGGGCCUCGGCUCUGGGAGAAAACAACAGAGAGCUCAGCCUCUCAGCAGGUGCCAUCCCCCUAGACGCCCCUCUAGGCGCUACUGUCAGCUGGAACGGAGCUCUCCCUACAUCCUCUGCUUCUGCCUUCGCAUCCACCCCUGCUGCAGCUGUAGCCCAUAUGACCUCUUUAUCAGAGAACCCGUCUCCUGUUAUGUCCCCAGUAAGCGCGUCCCUCUCGUGCCUCCUGGCACGGCAGCAGGAGCAGCAGAGACAAUUGCUAGAGCAGCACCGGCAGCAGCAGCAGCUGCAGCAGCAGCAAGGAGGCGCUACAGAUGCUGCUGCUGCUCCUGGCGCUGCUGCUGCUGAUGCAGUUACCGCUGCAGGUGCUGCUGCCAAUAGCCCUGCUGCGUCUGCUGCAUCUGCUGAUGCUGCUGCUGCCAUUGGCGGCAGCGCUACUGCUGCUUCAUCAAAUGGCAGCCUCGGACUAACUUCCCGACCCUGCUCUAGGUUCGGCGGCCUAGGGCAGGAAGGGCUCAAGCUUGUGCUUGCAGCUUCGGAAGGGCAGGGGAGGGCGCAUGGGAUGGCUGGUGCGAUUGUAACAGGAGUUGGUGGUGAGAGUGCGAGGGUUGCAGCUCUGGCGCCUCCUUUCAUUGGGGAAGCUGAUGCUACAACCAGUGCUACAGCCCCUGCCACAGUUGCUGCCACAUCUGGUUGUAGCAGCAGCAGCACUCUUGGGACCAUUGCGGCUCCUCAGGCACCUCCUCCUUUCAUUGGGGAAGCUGAUGCUACAGCCAUUGCUACAGCUGCUGUCACGUGUGGUGACAGUGGCGCCACUAUCUGUACCACUGCUGCUGCUGCUCAGGCACCUCCUUUUAUUGGGCAAGGUGCAGCUAUUGCUGAUGCCACGUGUGGUGGCAGUAGCAGCAUUAUUGCUGCUGGGUCGGCACCACCAUUUAUUGGGAAAGAUGCUGCUACAACCCCUGCUACAACUGCUGCUACAGCCCCUGCUAGAUCCCCUGCCACGUCUGCUGCUUACUCUGGUGGUAGUACCACCGCUACUGGAACCACUGCUGCUGGGCUGGCUCCCCCUUUCAUCGGGGAAUCUGCUGCUACAACCGGUGCUACAGCUGAUGCCCCAUGUGGUGGUAGUGGCACCACUAUUGGACCCACUGCUGCUGCUGUCGCACCUCCUUUUAUCGGCGCAGUUUCUGCUACAGCCCCCGCUACAGCCUCUGCUAUAGCCUCUGCUACAGCCCCUUCUAUGGCCCCUGCUACAGCCGCCGCUACAACUGCUGUGACAUCUGGUGGUAGUAGCACGAGUGUGGGGGCCAGUGCUGCUGUUGCGCCUCCUCUUAUCGGGGACAGCAGCGGGAUGUCUGCUACAAGCAGCAGCAGAAGUGGUGCCGUCGUUGCGGGCACAGCUGGUCAGGAGAGUAGCAUGGCAGACGGCGGUCCGGUUAGGUAUGUACGUACGUGGCAGGUGGCGGUGGUCAUUAAGGGUGUGAUGCUGGUAUCUGGUACUAGCAGCAGCAGAAGUGGUGGGGUCGUUAUUGUGGGCACAGCUGUUGGGCAGGAGAGCAGCAUGGCAGAUGACGGUCCCGUAAGCUCCAUGGAAGAGCGCACUCCUCCCUUCCCCCGGGGCUGCCACGGCCACUCCAUCUUCUCGUCCUUCAAGUCCCGCCUGGCGUCUCGGUGGUCAAAGGGCUCUUCCUCUUCCUCGCUAUCUGCACCUGCACCCGCCACAGUGCACCAUCGCAGCUAGAAGCUGAUCACAUAUCUCUCUGGCAAGGCUCCUUAUCUUCUUCCUCUCACGCCACUUCCUCCUCUUCCUCUUCUUCCUCCUCCUCCUCUUCCUCACUGUCUCCACCUGCACCCGCCACAGUACACCGUUGAAGCUAGAAGCCCAUCAUUCAUCUCUCUCAUAGCUGGUGGUCACAGGGCGCUUAUCUCCGUCCUCCUCCUCCUCCUCCUCGUUCCCCUCCCCUUCCUCCUCUUCCUCCUCUUCCUCCACUUCCUCCUUGUCCUCCGUGCUCUCCCCCUCCUCCUCAUCCUCCGCACUGCCUGCAUCAACGCCUGUCACAAUGCACCACCGAAGCUGACCACCCUGCCUCCUCUCCUCUCCCUCUAGCCCCUCGCGCACAGCUUUUGCUGCGACAGGGGAAAACUUUCCACAAAUAAACCUGUGCUGGCGAGCAUGCAGGCAUUCAAGGCACUGGGUAUGAUUCUAGGAGCUGGUGUGAAGACCUGUAGGAAUGUCGGUAUGCCUGUGAGGCAGGUCAACAGCAGAUGCCAUGCUAAUGUGGCUCGUGUUGGGAUAGGAGGCCCAUCAUGGCUCGUGUUGGGAUGGGAGGCCCAUCAUGGCUCGUGUUGGGAUGGGAGGCCCAUCAAGGCUCGUGUUGGGAUGGGAGGCCCAUCAAGGCUCGUGUUGGGAUGGGAGGCCCAUCAAGGCUCGUGUUGGGAUGGGAGGCCCAUCAUGGCUCGUGUUGGGAUGGGAGGCCCAUCAAGGCUCGUGUUGGGAUGGGAGGCCCAUCAUGGCUCGUGUUGGGAUGGGAGGCCCAUCAUGGCUCGUGUUGGGAUGGGAGGCCCAUCAUGGCUCGUGUUGGGAUGAGAGGCCCAUCAUGGCGCCUCCAUGGACAUGCUAUGUGAACUCCGUAGGUGUGUGAAUGGCCGUCCCAGAGGGGCCAAGGGGUUGAGAGCAGCAGCCAUGCGACAAGUCGUAUCAGGGGAGUCAGGAGGGGGAGAGGAGUGUAAAUGGCCAAGUCAGAGAGGUGCAAGCUAGGCGGGUUCACCUGACCUCGUGAAGUCCGGCGGUGAAACGGUGAGGGUGAAGCAGCAGCAUCGCGAGGAGCAUGAAAUGGUGUGUAGGUGACAUUGGAAUGCCUGAGGGGGGGCCUACGGGUGAAUGGCUGCAUCAGGGGAGGUCAUGCAAGGGGGGGUCGAGGAAGGGGGGUUGACGUCACCUUGUGAACCGGCAGCUGGAGGCCUCUAGGCGGCAGCGUUGACGGAGAAGGACGGGUGAAUGGCUGUCUAAGUGAACGGCAAGCUGGGGGUCAAGUGAGGGAGGCUCAUGAAUCACGUCACCUCGUGAACUGGCAGCUGCAGGCGUUUGGGCGGCAGCAGCAUUGAAGGGCAACCCAGUGAGGGUGCAUGAAGGGGAAGAGGGUGGGAGAGGGUGGGAGAGGGUGGGAGAGGGUGGGAGAGGUGGAGGCAGAGGCAAACAGGGCAGUGUAGCGGAGUGGCUGGAGAUCGAACCAAACCCAGGCCAUGGAAUGGUGGCUGGUUGUGUAUCUGCUUUGCUGAUGGGGAUUGUUUACUGGCACUGGGAUACGGAAUAGGAUUGGCACUGCUGUUUUCUGCUUGUGUUACACACGGUACGGUGCUAUGCUUUAGUGUCAAACAUCUGCAUUUGUCAUGUUUGUAUAGACUGUAUAGGGUUACCUCUUAGAGGGUACAACACUUAGGUAUACUUGUGUGUACUCUCACUUUACAAUCAUUCAAUACUCAUUUCUGAUAUGAGCAUCCUGCCUGGCAUAGGACACCCGUGGGUAUCCCUCGCUCCCUGGGCCGUUUUGCCUUCGCCAAAUUUUGGGAUGAACUCCUUCCGCCGCUUCCGCCCGCCGCGCCGUCGCGCUCCGCGCAGCGCCGUGUGCUCACCCGGUUGACGGCGUCAGUCGCUGACGAGCGGCGCAGCACUUCCUAGAGUCGAGGUGC
Molecule: messenger RNA, 5738 nt
Organism: Closterium sp. NIES-67
Lineage: Eukaryota; Viridiplantae; Streptophyta; Zygnematophyceae; Desmidiales; Closteriaceae
Source: the annotation of a GenBank genome assembly